AUGAGUAGGAAAAGUUCUAAGAAAUUAAAAGUCUAUUACUUACCUGUAACACUAACCCAAUUUCAAAAGGACUUAUCAGAAAUUUUGAUAUCCCUGCAUGCCAAAUCAUUCAGAGCUAGCCUAGCAGGCGAAUCACAGGCAAAUGCCCUGAGCAAACCUUGUGGUUCGCCUGCUGACCCUGAAACACAUUCAUAUCCAAAACUAUCACAAAGGCAAUUAACCUAUAUUUUUGAUUCAAACAUAAGAGCGGUUGCCAACCAUCCUUCCCUCCUAGUGGACCAUUAUAUGCCUCGACAGCUUUUGAGAAUGGAACCCACGGAAAGCUCGAUUGCUGGAAGCCACAAGUUUCAAGUUCUCAAUCAGCUAAUUGAUUCGAUAUGCUUCAGAGAUAGAGAGGGCUCGCCAAAUGAAGUGAUAAAAUGUGCCAUCGUCGCACAUAGCAUAAAGGAAUUAGAUCUGUUAGAAGGGUUGGUAUUAGGCAAAAAGUUCAGAAUCAAGAGGCUUUCGGGUACAUCUCUUUAUAAUGAGAAACACAAAUUUCCUAAUUUAGCUACGGUGGAUUCCACAAUAAAUAAAGAUGGAACACCAAAUUCUUUAAGUAGCACAAGCUCCAAUUCCAAUUCGACUUCCUAUACGGGUUAUUCUAAAGACGACUACGACUACUCAGUGAAGAGAAACUUGAAGAAAAGAAAAGUAAAUACCGAUGAUUGGCUGUUUUUAGCAACUACGAAACAUCUCAAACAUGAUCAAUACCUGCUAGCCAACUACGAGAUAGAUAUGAUAAUUAGUUUUGACCCAAUGUUGGAAAUCGAAUUGCCCGCUUUGCAAGUGUUGAAGAAUAAUGCCAAUAAGGAUAUUCCAAUAAUAAAGCUAUUAGUGCAGAACUCUCCAGAUCACUACCUGUUAGAUUCUGAAAUCAAGAAUUCAAACACUAAUUUGUCCUAUUUGAACAAUAACGAUCAUAUCGAUAAUGGCCAAGAAUAUGAAGAAAUCAAAUGCUCUUUAUUAUAUUUUUUGCAAGCAAGAAAUGCUCAGGUAGAUAACUGUGACAUUGAUUUUAUUAAGCUGGUAAAAUGUUGUCUAGAGGGAAAGGAUUGUAAUAACUUCUUACCGCCUUUGGAUCUGAUCACGUUGGAUGAGGCUUCCAAAGAUUCGAGUGAUUCCGAGUUUUGGCGACCUCAAUUAACCAAAUUACAAUACUCCUCCACAGAAUUGCCUCUUUGGGACAGCCCGUUAGAUAUCAAGACCUAUCAAACGGAAUUAAUGCAUAGGGCGGUCAUAAGAUUACGAGAUAUACAGGAUGAGUAUACAAAAGGAAAUUCUCCUCUGUACGAAAAUCGAUUAAAGGAAAAUCAACGGCAGAACAAAUUGGACGAAAUAAAGAAUUCUGUUGGUCUUACAUUUAAGAAAAAACAAGAACUGGAAAAGUCUAUCAAUGAUUCUGAAAAAAGGUUUAAGCAUGCGAUGACAGAAUCUACCAAGCUAGAAAAUAAAAUAAAUGUCUUACUCAAAAAUAAGCAAGAACUAGAAAUUUUCACGAAAUUAUCCUACAAUACUAUUUCAUCAGAAAAUCAAUUGGAAAAAAAAUCUGCCUUAACAGCCAAGUUGGAUGAAUACGUAGAUAGAAAUGCAACCCUUUCUAAUAAGUUAAAAGAACUGGAACAAACAAAUGCGGAAAAAUCGAAGCUCAAUGACGAAUUGCGUUCCAAAUAUCAAGUAGAAUCUUCAAAAGCUGCGGAAUCAGCCCAAACCGUGAAAAAUUUGGAAGAGUCAAUGAAGUCUUUACAAAACGAAGUUAAUGGCCCAUUAACCAAAUUUUCCACGGAAAGUUUGAAGAAGGAAAUGGAAUUUUUACAAAAUGAUUUUCAGUCGCUUAAAGCAAGAAACAAAUUCUUGAAAAAUUACAUAAACUUAAUGAACCGACAGUACGACUUGAAAAACAAAAAUAACAUACAGGUGGAAAAAGCUGCCGGAACUGGUACACGCUUCAGGUCAACAAGAUCGAAUACCCCCAACUACACAUGA
This is a messenger RNA of Saccharomyces paradoxus, 2025 nucleotides long. It is a transcript of the gene HDA2, whose product is annotated as Hda2p. The record is from RefSeq and is a predicted model, not a curated record. The transcript has a single exon. Lineage: Eukaryota; Fungi; Ascomycota; Saccharomycetes; Saccharomycetales; Saccharomycetaceae. Gene Ontology annotation, biological process: regulation of transcription by RNA polymerase II. Bases 1 to 2025 code for a protein of 674 amino acids. Gene Ontology annotation, cellular component: HDA1 complex.